CGGGAAGAUUAUGAGCUCCUUCUCCCCCACGACUCAAUCUCACCACUGCUCGCACUUCAACUGGUUAGUUAGGGUUUAGAAAAAGGACGGAAAAGAUAGCUCAAGCCAAACCCUAUCCGUCCGCCUGUUCAUCAUUUGUUGGAGGGAGAGCACAGCACAGCGCCGAAUCAAAUGGCUUCUUCACUUUCCUUGAAGCGUGGACGUUGCGAGAGCGACAGCUUGUCUUCCGCCCGAUUGUCGCCGGUGGUUGUGUUCUCUCCCGGCCCUGGUUGUACCGUCUCGUCCGAUUGGAUGAUCAGUUGGAAGGAGAUGCUGGAAGAUGCUCUGGAUGCUGUUGAAGUAAUCACCGUCCAGCAACUCUAUAGUUCCGGGGAACUUUCAAGACAAUAUGAUGCGGCGAGUUACCAUGGCUUUUGUGCGAGAAUGGCAGCGAGGAAAUACUCUGGACAUCCUCUGGUUUUGGCUGGGAGAUCUCUGGGUUCAAGACUAAGCUGCUUAGUGGAAGCUAAGGAGGGGGUUGAAGUUGCAGCGGUGAUAUGCUUGGGCUACCCCCUCGAGGGCAUGACUGGAGCAGUUGAGGAUGAUGAGGCACUGAUGCAAGUCAAAGCCCCCGUUAUAUUUGUUCAGGGUAGUAAAGAUGUGUUCUGCCCACUUGGAAAGUUGGAAGCCACCCGCAAGAAGAUGAAUUGCUACAACGAGUUGCAUGUAGUUGAUGGAGGCAACCACUCGUUCAGGAUUGGAAAGCGACAUCUACUUGCCAAUCAGUUGACACAAGACGAAGUUGAAAUGAAAGCUGUUGGGGUUAUUGCUUCAUUCAUUUCGGGUUGUCUGAGAGGAGCAUUUCUUGGCCGUCAGGUUCAGCAGAUUCAAGUUGCUUCAACUCUUUUCCCAUUGAAUCACCACCAAAACAAAGAUGCAGGAAAUACUAGCUCAUCACUAUCACCUGUGGUUGUUUUUGCCCCUGGCUCUAGUGCUCCAUCUUCUUCUAGUUGGAUGUUCAGGUGGAAGGUGAUGCUCAAGAAUGCUCUGGAUGCUAUUGAAGUCAUCACCUUUGACUAUCCUUAUAUGAUUGGUGAAAAGAAGAGGGCUCCUCCAAAAGCUGAAAGACUGGUCCGGUUUCACAAGGAUAUUGUGAAACAGGCCACAGAGAAGUACCCUGGACAUCCUCUAAUCUUGGCUGGGAAAGCCAUGGGAGCAAGAGUGAGCUGCAUGGUGGCUGGUGAGGUGGACGUUGCAGCUUCAGCAGUAGUAUGCUUGGGGUACCCACUUAAGAGCCUAGUCCGAGCCACACUGAAUGAUUCACUGAUGCAACUUCUAGUCCCAGUCAUGUUUGUACAGGGUAGCAACGAUGUUUUCUGUCCAUUUGAUAUGCUGCAAUCGGUUCGCCAGAAGUUGAAAUGCCGGAGCAGGUUGCACGUCGUAGAUGGAGGGGAUCAUUCUCUCAAGAUAUCGGUUGAGCAAAAGCUGGAAGAUGGCUCCACUCAACACGAAGCUGACAUGGAUGCUGUUGGCGCCGUUGCUUCCUUCGUUUCCAGCUGCCUAACUCACAAGAAAUCACAAUAACGCGAUGUAAAUAUUUCACCACCUAGCUAGCUCUCUUUUGGUAUAUGUAUGUAGUAACAUGGGCAGGUUUCUGGGUGACCAUUUCCCGGGGGAAUCAGGAUGCAUAUAUAGUUAGGGAAUGUAACUGCAGUGAUAUUGAACAUUCCUGUAGCUAAUUUUGUGGUUAGUAUUGGGGAGGCCUCUAUGUGCCAGCCAUUUUGGAUCUUAUCAGGUUAACUAAAGCUCUUUAUGGAAUCAGGCAAACCAUAGUUGAACAUCUUUAUUCCAAUGGUGAAAUUAAGCUGCUAGUGCUAGCAAUCCACCACUUUUGUUCCUUUAUUUAAUCAAAGCAACAUCUUCUUAACUUUGCAUACUUAGAUGCUUAAUAGAGUAGUCCCCAUGCAUUCAGCUGAUUUAGAUUCUUAAUCACUGUCGCUGCUGCUGCUGCUGCUGUCUUUCCCACACUUCUUGUUCUUCUUCUCCUUCUUGUCCUUCUUAUUCUUCUUGACCUUGUCACCGCUCUUGGUUUUCAUCUUAGUCUCACUUGAUGAGCACUUCUUCUCCCCCUUGUAGUACUCAGUUGCAGCAACCAUUCCAUGAGAGCCGUGCUGUUCGGCAUGGCCGUGAGUAGUACCAGCAGCAUUCUUGAAGCCAGCCUGAGCAUGGCCACAGCUAUCUGCCUUUUGAUGGCCUGCAGUCUCGUGGCCGCUCUUGAAGCCAGCCUGAGCAUGACCCCAGCUAUCAGCAUUAUGAUGGCCUGCGGUCUCAUGGCCGCUCUUGAAGCCAGACUGAGCAUGGCCCCAGCCCGCGGUCUCGUGGCCGCUCCUGAAGCCAGCCUGAGCAUGGCCAGAGUGAUCGGCCUUGUGAUGGCCAGAGGUUUCAUGGCCACUCUUGAAGCCGGCCUGAGCAUGGCCACAGUUAUCAGCCUUGUGAUGGCCACCAUUGAAGCCGGCAUGGGCAUGGUUUCCCUGGCUCGAGGCAUGAGAAAAUUGGCCAGCUGAAGCAUGAGUACCAUGCUUCUGAUGGCCAGCAGAGAUGUCAUGGUGGCCCAUGAAGCCAGAGGCGCCAUGCUCGUGGCCAUGGGAAGCAGAAAAGUUGGAGCUGGAUUGUUUCUGCUGGUGAUGGCUCGUGACCAUGCCAUGGCCAUGGCCAUUUUGGCUCUGGGAGUGCUUCAGCUGGCUGUUGCAGUUGCCAGAGACCUGGUGGCCACCAUCAGAGUGGUACUGGGGCUCGUGGUGGCCGAAAUUGUGGUGCUCCAGCGACUGAUGAUGGUUAGCGUGGCAGGCAUCGUGGUCAGCAGGGCGGUAGCAUUUCAUUGAAGCCAUGGUAACAGGUUUCUUGUGGGGUGCUGUAUGAUCCAAGGCUAUAAGAAAUG
Molecule: messenger RNA, 2917 nt
Organism: Linum tenue
Lineage: Eukaryota; Viridiplantae; Streptophyta; Magnoliopsida; Malpighiales; Linaceae
Source: the annotation of a GenBank genome assembly